This is a messenger RNA of Schistocerca cancellata (South American locust), 1251 nucleotides long. Its product is annotated as zinc finger MYM-type protein 1-like. The record is from RefSeq and is a predicted model, not a curated record. NCBI's taxonomy places the organism in Eukaryota, Metazoa, Arthropoda, Insecta, Orthoptera, Acrididae. The transcript has a single exon. The coding region runs from base 1 to 1251 and encodes 416 amino acids. Gene Ontology annotation, molecular function: protein dimerization activity.
AUGCUUUCCGAAGUUCGAGGUGCUGCCACUGAAGUGCAGAAGGAGGCCAAGAUCGCUGUUAAGACACCGUGCUAUAGCCACAGACUAAAUAACUCUAUAUCCCGUAGUUCCAAGGUGCCUGCUGCUCGGGAAGCUACAUCAGUAAUGAAAGAGGCCAAUAAUUUCUUUAAGACACACCCUGAAAGAAAAAGUGUCUUAGUGAACACCUUGUGUUGUGCACUCACAUCACUUUGUGAGACCCAGUGGGUAGAGAGGCAUGACAGUGUACUUCAGUUUUCAGCUGAUCUUGUAAAAAUUGUGGAGACUCUCGGGAAGAUUGCUGAGUGGCAUGACCCGAGUACAGCUGGUAAGACUGCUUCUCUGAUGUUAAAUUUGUGCAGCUCACAAUUUGUGUUGUCAUUAUUGUGUCUGAGCGAUGUGCUACCUCUAACGCAGUCUCUAAGCAAACUUUUGCAGAAACCUUCUAUUGAUCUCAGUGACAGUGCUAGACACGUCAAGAACACUAUCGCUGUUCUUGUCAGUCGUCGAGAAAAUUUGGUCACUAGCUUCAGUAACGUCCGGAAGCGUGCAGAGGAACUUGCGGAUCAACUAGGCAUCGAGCUCAAUAUUCCUCGCAUACCUCGCCACGGUCGACGCCAAGUUUGUCGUGACAACCCUCAAACAAAUUCGGCAGAAGAAUAUUACAGAGUAACAGUCUAUGCUCCCCAACUGGACUUCAUUAUAACUGAUUUACGAGAAAGAUUCUCUGCUGAAACUUUGGAUGUGUUCAACCUUUCUGUUUUCAGUCCAGAAAGUAUUGUGAAGAUCUCUGCAGGUGAAACUGAAAAAAUUGCAGAGUCCCUCACCAACCGCUUUGGUUCGUUGCUUGACGUGCACAAAGGCAUUGCUUCUCUUAUGUUACGGGAUGAAAUGUUGUUGUGGCGAGAGAAACGGAAUCAAGAAAAGGUACGACAAAAAGGGCUUCCAACCAUCGCCGUUGACAUACUGGCUAGAUGUGAUAAGGAUGCAUGUCCUAUAAUCCGUGAGCUUUUAUUGGUCCUGGCAACGCUUCCAGUGACAACUGCAUCUGCUCAAAGAUCGUUUUCGUCGUUGCGGCGCCUGAAAACGUAUUUAAGAACAUCGAUGAAUGAAAAUCGCCUCCUUGGUCUUGCACUUAUGUAUAUUCAUUACCAGAUUCCUGUAGACCUAGAAAAAGUAAUUAUAAGAUUUUCGAACAGUGGGCGUAGAAGGAGAUCAGAAUUUAAUAUUUAA